This is a messenger RNA of Melampsora larici-populina 98AG31, 735 nucleotides long. RefSeq lists its product as uncharacterized. Bases 1 to 735 code for a protein of 244 amino acids. The record is from RefSeq and is a predicted model, not a curated record. NCBI's taxonomy places the organism in Eukaryota, Fungi, Basidiomycota, Pucciniomycetes, Pucciniales, Melampsoraceae. The transcript has 3 exons.
AUGUAUUGUGCUGGUUUCAGGCCUGGAUUUGACCGGCUUGUUAAAGCAGCUACAUAUGCUUUCAAUGCAGCCACAGGUGGAAAGCUUUGGAAAAUGCAAGAAGAUCUCACUCGUCAAGGAAAUCUCCCAGCAAUUGAGGACUUCUUUGCAGAACAAUUUUCUGGAUCAUCCUCCUAUGCUUUUAAAUCUAAUGCUGAAAUUGCCGCGAAUUUCGAUAAACUACCUGGAAGCAACAAAUUCCAAUGUUGGCUUUGCAAGGGUCGGGGUUUCACAGAUAAAGCAGGCCAUUCAAACGGUAAAACUCACAAAUCCAAAGUUAAAGGUGCAGAAGAAGCUCAGAGAAAAAGGAAUAUUCGAGUAGCUGGUUUAACUGCUGAAGAUCGUAGGAUGGUGGCAGAUGAUGUGGGGUGGGAUGCGCUUGCGGACGAUAUUCAUGUGCCUGAUGCUGGACCAGCAAACGAAAUCGAUGAGGCCAAUGAAGUUGAUAUGACAGCUUGGCUUCAGGCUGCCAGUCCAACUGGAAACGAAUCUGACAAAGAGGAUCUAAGACCUUUCAACUGGCAAAACUUCCUUGCACCUCCCCAUGAUGACGACCACAACAGCAUCAACAGUGAAGAAGAUGAUGAGGAAAUAGAGGAGAUCCCUCUUGCUUUGGAAAAUGAUGAUGAUGAAGAAGUAAACAAAUGGUACCCUUUUGAAAAGAAAGAGGUAAUUAACUCGCUUUCAUUACCAUGA